This is a messenger RNA of Oncorhynchus keta (chum salmon), 4267 nucleotides long. RefSeq names its product fibrinogen silencer-binding protein. The transcript is spliced from 3 exons. The coding region runs from base 896 to 1801 and encodes 301 amino acids. The record is from RefSeq and is a predicted model, not a curated record. Lineage: Eukaryota; Metazoa; Chordata; Actinopteri; Salmoniformes; Salmonidae.
GUGGGUAGUGCAGCGGCAGCGCGAGGCAGAUUAGAGCUGUGCCUGGGAUCAGUGAGCACACGCGCUCUAUCCCCCUCCCUCUCAGAGCAACUAGUGCCUCUGUCUGUCUCUCCUUUCUCCGCAUUUCCUCUCUCUUUAGCUUUUCACUAGUUUUCCCCUCAUUCUGAUGUUCCCGUCGGCGGAUGAUUCGUGUGUUUCUCUUUGAGAAGCAGCUCUGAUUUUCCUUUGUGUAAAAAAAUAAUAAUCGCGCAUUCGCACGGACUCGCGCUGCGCGCACACCGCUCCGGUUAAACCAGCGCCGUUUCCUCUUUUCUAGUUAAACGGAAAUAAGAAUAAAGAAAAUGCAUCUUUACAAUUUCAUCGGUAUUUCCCCAUGUAAGCACACACACUCCCCCCGUAUGUUAGUAUUUGGUGUAUAGCAGGUAGAACGAGCGCUGGUUUGAGGUUUAGAGAGACCGGGCUGUAAGUAGGUCGGGCUGGGUUUAAGCGGCUUUAGCCUGCGUCAGCCUAAGCUGGGAGGAAUUCACCCAAAGCCCUCCGCGGUAGGCGGGGGCCUAAACGAGGCUGGCCUAGUUAAGCCUGAUUCUUAUUGUUGCCCGUGUGUGUUGUGUAACACAGAGCAGAGAAGACCUCGGAUGAGAGAGAGUACAUGCGUUAGACAGACUGUUUGAUUGAGAAUCCAUGACGGGGGAGAAAGAAGAGGGACAAGGAAGAGAGUGAGUGAGAGUUAAACCAGUAUUAGCCUGAGCCUCAUCACAACAGAAAGAAAAGGGAGGUAGAGAACCAGACCAAAUCUCAAAAGAAGGAGAGGAAAAGAAACAAGAUAUUGUGUUGAGUUAGUGCUGGUGUCUAGGCCUGGCUCGGUCCAGUCUGGUUCCCUGGGCUAUGUUCUAAGAUGGCGUCUGGCUCCGUCUACAUGUCGUCCAGUAUGGUGGGUAAGGCUCGCUCCUCCAACUUCACCCUGUCUGAGAAACUGGACCUGCUGAAGCUGGUCCGCCCACACAUUCUCAUCCUGGAGGAGCACACCAACAAGCACGCUGUCAUCGUGGACAAGAACAAGUGCUGGGACACAGUGUCUGAUCAGUACAACGUCCUGGGGGGGGACAGGCCCCCCCGCACUGCCCAGGGCCUACGCACCCUCUACAAGAGGCUGAAGGAGUCGGCCAAACAGGAAGUGAUGCAACGGAGACACGCCCAGCCAGAGUACAGAGGAAGUAUAUCUGAACCAACCAGGAGAGUGAUGGAGAUGAUACCUCACCUUUUCCGUCACGGAGCUAUUCACCAUGAUAAAGACCCAGCGACGAUGCACAGGGUGAUGUAUAAGCAUGACUCUCCCAUGGAGCAACCUGGCAGCAGCUCCUCCCUCCCAGACUACCCAUCAAACCCCGUCACCCACCACCUGGACCAGGAUGUGGUCAGGCUGGACCAGGAUGUGGUCAGGCUGGACCAGGAUGUGGUCAGGCUAGACCAGGACGUGGACGUGAAGCCUCCGCCAGACCUGACCAUCCUCUCCACCCGUGUGGGGGUGGUGCUAGGAGGAGAGGGGGAGGAGGAGGAAGAUGAGGACUUGGGCAGUGUCCAUGCCCGCUGUGACCCUGACAGGCUCCGUCCCCUUCAGCUGGCCAAGGAGGAGCACGAGCAGAUCAUGACCAAUCACAGAAAGAUGGGCGUAUACCUGGAGGAGAAGAGGGAGGGGCUAAAGAGGAAGCAGGAACUGGAGGAGGAGCUCCUGAGAGCAAAAAUCAAAGUAGAGAAACUGAGGGCAGCCAGGCUGAGACAUGGACUACCACUGCCCCUAUAACUAACACACCCAUGGCCUGACUGGACUGAGCAUAUGGAACUCAGGAGGAUGCUCUGAACUGUUUCUAUGUCUGUGUUUAGCGUGUGGAAGAGGGGUUUGGCCUGAGAAAUCAUGUUUGUGUGAUGAGCAGUGAGUUUGAAGGAGGAUUUAAAGGUCCAAUGCAGCCUUCUCAAUCUCAAAUAAUUUCUGGGUAAAAAUGAAUUACAUUACUGUGAUUGUUUUCUAUUAAAAUGCUCAAAAAGAGACAAAAAUAGAUUUUUUGCAAAGUUAAAUUUCUCAAGUAAGAAUUUUGCUAGGAUUGUCUGCGAGUGGUCUGAGUGGGGAGGGGAAAACUGAUAACAAACUAUUAUUGGCUGAACGGUUUUCAGCUCUCUUUCUUAUUGGUCUAUUAACACAUUUAUGGUGAUGUCACCAGGCAGGCCAAAACUCCAUCCCACCAAAACAGGCUGAAAUUUCAGCCAAUCUUUUCUAACAUCUCUUAUGCUAAAAAGGCACUAUCAUAGUUUUCACCAUUUCACAGUAUUCCAAUCUCAUAGUGUGGAAAUAUACAGGACCAGUCAAAAGUUUGGACACAUCUACUAAUGGAAUUGUACUAUUUUCUACAUUGUAGAAUAGUAGUGAAGACAUCAAAACUAUGAAAAAACACAUAUUUAAUUUUUUUUCAACAAACACACAUUGCACUAAAAAAGUGUUCUUCGACGUGGCCACCCUUUUGUCUUGAUGACAGCUUUGCACACUCUUGGCAUUAUCUCAACCAGCUUCAUGAGGAAUGCUUUUCUUACAGUCUUGAAGAAGUUCCCACAAAUGCUGACUACUUGUUGACUGCUUUUCCUCCACUCUGAAGUCCAACUCAUCCCAAACCAUCUCAAUUGGGUUGAGGUCAGGUGAUUGUGGAGGCCAGGUCAGCUGAUGCUGCACCAUCUCUCUCCUUGGUCAAAUAGCCCUUACACAGCCUGGAAGUGUGUUUUAGGUCAUUGUCCUGUUGAAAUACUAAUGAUCGUCCCACUAAGCGCAAACCAGAUGGGAUGGCGUAUCGCUGCAGAAUGCUGUGGUAACUAUGCUGGUUAAGUGUGCCUUGAAUUCUAAAUUAAUCACAGAUGGUGCUUUGCUCAUGACACUAUCACACCUCCUCCUCCAUGCUUCACGGUGGAAACCACACAUGCGGAGAUCAUCCAUUCACCUACUCUGCGUCUCACAAAGACAUGGCGGUUGGAACCAAAAAUCUCAAAAUUGGACUCAUCAGAGCAAAGGACAAAUUUCCACCGAUCUAAUGUCCAUUUCCCGUGUUACUUUUUUGGGCAAAGAAUCUUCUUAUUGGUGUCCUUUAGUAGUGGUUUCUUUGCAGAAAUUAGACCAUGAAGGCCUGAUUCAAGCAGUCUCCUCUGAACAGUUGAUAUUGAGAUGUCUGUUACUUGAACUCUGAAGCAUUUAUUUGGGCUGCAAUUUCUGAGGCUGGUAACUCUAAUGAACUUAUCAUCUGCAGCAGAGGUAACUCUGGGUCUUCAUUUCCUGUGGUGGUCCUCAUGAGAGCCAGUUUCAUCAUAGUGCUUGAUGGUUUUUGCGACUCCACUUGAAGAAACUUUCAAAGUUCUUAAUGUUCCCUAUUGACUAAUCUUCAUGUCUUAAAGUAAUGAUGGACUGUCGUUUCUCUUUGCUUAUUUGAGCUGUUCUUGCCAUAAUAUGGACUUGGUCUUUUACCAAAUAGGGCUAUCUUCUGUAUACCACCUCUACCUUGUCACAACACAACUGAUUGGCUCAAACGCAAUAAGAAGGAAAGAAAUGGUUUAACAAGGCACACCUGUUAAUGGAAAUGCUUUCCAGGUGACUACCUCAUGAAGCUGGUUGAGAGAAUGCCAAGUGUGUGCGAACCUGUCAAGGCAAAAGGUGGCUAUGUUUUAAGAAUCUAAAAUAUAUUUUGAUUUAACACUUUGUUUGUUUACUACAUGUCUACAUUUCAUAGUUUGGAUGUCUUCGCUAUUAUUCUACAAUCUAGAAAAUAGUAAAAAUGAAGAAAAACCAUUGAAUGAGUAUUUGUGUCCAAACUUUUGACUGGUACUGUAUAUAAAACACAGGAAAUCUAGUUUUUGACUGCACUGGGCCUUUUGAACAGUGUAUUUGCAUAAGGAAGUGUGUGUUUUGAGUGAGGAUUUAAACAGUGUGUUUGCAUGUGGGACAGUGUGUGGUGACUACGGUUGAGUUAUGACUCUGGAGCUAAAAACAAUACAGAUCUCUGCUUUUGUCAGACGAGAGGCGCUACUGUCACUGGUUUCGGGUACUAACGGGUACUAUUUUGACUGGUUUCAUUUGGUUCAAAACCCUGUGUUGCUUUACCAUCCCAUUAGGAGGGAAGAUGAUAGGUGAUGAGGAGGGGUUUAGAAGGGGGUGUUGCUGUUACAGUGGUGUGAUGUUCAGUGUUUGUUGUUCAGAUCUGUGGUUUCAAUGUUUUCUAUUAAAAUAGUUUUUCUA